AAAAUGAUAAAGAUCAUAUUAUUGGCAGUAUUGGUUAUUGGAGCAGCUACUGCAAUUGGUUUUAGCUCUUCGUCGAGUGAAUCUUGUGAAGGUGGCCGUGGAGGUGGCAAUGGAGGUGGAAGACCUCCAGGCGGCGGAGCAAAUGGCGGCUGUGGAGCUGGAUGGCGUCGAUUGAACCGUCCAUCUGGUGGCUGGUGUGUCCGAGCAUUCGGUGGGUAUCUAACUCAAGCAAAUGCAGAGAUUCAAUGCAAAUCCCAUGGCGCAACACUUUCCGGACUGCAAAAUAUGGAGGAAGCACGUAUUAUAUCCAACAUGGCUCUUUCCGUGCUCAACCGAGCUAGUGGUUCCGUCUGGAUCGGUGCAAAGCGGACUGCUGCUUGCACAAGAAAUGGCAUAAGCUCCCAGUGCACCGCUACCAACUCCUUCUACUGGACUGACAACUCAGCAUCCGGAAUUGCUGGAUUCGUUAGGGCCCACCAGCAGCCAGACAAUGCUCAUGGAAAGACUCAGUUGUGGGCAAUUCUUCUCUCAUCGAGAACUUCGUUGAGAGUGAAACAUGUGAUGUGGCAGCCUGGAAUGCUAGAUGACGUGGCAUGUGUCAUGAAUCCCUCGGAUCCCAGUCCGAGAGCUGUGUCGGGCUAUGUAUGUGGAAAGAAGAGCUCCCGACGAUAAUUUGUGAAUAAAUAUUUUGGAAUUUGGAAUAAAUUUUCAUUGCAA
Messenger RNA from Caenorhabditis elegans, 717 nucleotides. It is a transcript of the gene clec-93, whose product is annotated as C-type lectin domain-containing protein. The coding region runs from base 4 to 672 and encodes 222 amino acids. NCBI's taxonomy places the organism in Eukaryota, Metazoa, Nematoda, Chromadorea, Rhabditida, Rhabditidae. The transcript is spliced from 4 exons. The record is from RefSeq and is marked reviewed.